GAUCUAUAGCUACGAAAUUUUCAGAGAUGAUGCUAAUAGACCUAAAUUAUAGAUUUCUAUAAAAAAAUCGAAAAUUAUGUCGCUUACGUCCAUUUUGCAAAAAGGGCUCGAUAUAUAUAUAUAAAUCCUUAAGGAAAGUAGGGUAUUCUGUAAUAUAAACCCAUGAACUCAUUAUUAUUUUGCAAAAUAGUUUUUAAUAGAUUACAGCGUUGUCGCCAUUGGCGGUUAAUUAACAUUAAUUCAGGCAUAAAUGUAAAUUUUUCACAAUCUACGUAGUACUUUUUUAAUACCCGCCAGACACAGACCGUAUAAUAAACAGAUUAAAACUCUCUUCAUUUAUUGAAAGCACAUUUGACGACGAUAACAACAGAAAUCUAAAAAUACCAAUAAAGUUCGUAAAACUCGUUUCAAUUCCGACUUGUACGUACUUCGCUCAUAUUUACAUAAAAUGCUUUUAAAUUCGGUUUUAAUAAAUGUCAAAUUUGAAACUGGCAACAAAACUACUUGGCAACAUAAUUUAAAAAUAGCACGUGUUUGAAAUUUCACAUGGAUCUUAUGAAAUUAAUUCCACAUAAAAUGAAACAACAAAAAUAUAAAUAGAAAGAACUGUAUUAAAAAGAAUAUAAAAAACAUAAAUACAUAAAUAUUGAAGAGUAUAUAGUAAAGAGGGGCUCGUUCUGCUAAAAAAAAAUGAAAAAGAAAAGCAUAAAAUUAUGGUCUACAUAAAUAAAUAUGAUAGCGAAGAGACAAACAUCGAUAUUGUUUGCCAAACAACGGUAAAUGAAUAUUUCGAUCAAGUCAUUGGUCAUAUAGAAGAUAUUGUUCUAAGCGACACAUUUCAAAAUUUACACGAACAAUUCUUGGAAAGAAAUUGGUCUAAAUUCGAGUAUAAUGAAGAAAACAAAUUGGAAUAUAUGGAUGUAUUUGAGGAAUACACCACAACAUUUGAAACAUUCUUUAUGGAAGAGUUAAACAAAUGUAUGGAGGAUUUCGAUAUGGAAAAAUUUGCUCAGGAAUUAAACUCUUAUGACUCUACAACAAAUUCUUUGGGAUUUGUUGAUUCCGAAAUUUUCGAAUUAUUGUAUUCGUUUAGUAAUUUUCAAAUCUUUAAAGAUUUAAUGUUAGAUUAUCGUCGUAAGAAGGAGGGACGAGUACAACAUUUAGAUUUUAAUAUUCUCACAACAAAACCUAUAUUUCAAAGGGCUGAAUUGUUGGAAGGAACUGUUGAUAAGUAAUCUGCUAAUAAUGUGAAAUAAACGUGUUUUGUGUUUUCUAAAUUUUUUUUUUAAUUUAUGGAGAUUUUAAAAAUUUGCAUAAAUAUUAUAAUAAAAUUCAUACUCUAUACUAUAAGAUUUUACUU
Molecule: messenger RNA, 1360 nt
Organism: Lucilia sericata (common green bottle fly)
Lineage: Eukaryota; Metazoa; Arthropoda; Insecta; Diptera; Calliphoridae
Product: ADP-ribosylation factor-like protein 2-binding protein
Exons: 3
Coding region: 714-1235 (173 amino acids)
Biological process (GO): positive regulation of tyrosine phosphorylation of STAT protein; maintenance of protein location in nucleus
Cellular component (GO): mitochondrial intermembrane space
Source: RefSeq, a predicted model, not a curated record